Molecule: messenger RNA, 3844 nt
Organism: Colossoma macropomum (tambaqui)
Lineage: Eukaryota; Metazoa; Chordata; Actinopteri; Characiformes; Serrasalmidae
Gene: dvl1b
Product: dishevelled segment polarity protein 1b
Exons: 15
Coding region: 255-2420 (721 amino acids)
Biological process (GO): canonical Wnt signaling pathway; intracellular signal transduction
Cellular component (GO): cytosol
Molecular function (GO): frizzled binding
Source: RefSeq, a predicted model, not a curated record
CCUGUUUCAGCACACAAGCUGCAUAACGUCCGCACACUGAAUCCCAUCUGACUGCAUUAGAUGCCUACCAGGCUUCCAUAAUGUCUGCCUUUCCAUCUCCAGCGACAAAGAGGCGGUUCAUUCCUUUCCUCGAUCGCGUUACAUGUUUUGUUUUAUUAAUCUGAGGACCUUAUUUCAUUGCACUUGUUUCUCGCAAUAGUCCUGUACGGCAGGAACACUCACUGUCCUCCGGUGAUUGUUCCCUCCAUAUUCUCAUGGCGGAGACUAAAAUUAUUUACCAUAUAGACGAGGAGGAAACUCCUUAUUUGGUGAAACUGUCAGUUGCUCCAGACAAGGUAACUUUGGCAGAUUUUAAGAAUGUCCUCAAUAAUCGUCCGGUCAACAGCUACAAAUUCUUCUUCAAAUCUAUGGAUCAAGAUUUCGGGGUGGUUAAGGAGGAAAUCUCAGAUGACAAUGCCAAAUUGCCUUGCUUCAACGGCAGAGUGGUGUCAUGGCUUGUACUGGCAGAGAGUUCACACUCUGAUGGGAUGUCAGUGUGUACAGACCGUCAUGCUGAACUUCCUCCACCCUUAGAGAGAACGGGUGGCAUCGGAGACUCAAGGCCACCCUCAUUCCAUGCCAAUGCAGUAAGCAGUAGAGAUGGCCUGGACACCGAGACAAGCGAGUCGCUUCUCAGCCACCGUAGAGAGAAGGAGCGAGAGAGAGCCCGGCGGAGAAGAGAAGAACUUCCGCAUGUGAAUGGUCACUCCAAAGCCGAGCGAGUCAUGAGGGACACAGCUAUGGUCUGCGACAGUGCCUCCAUGAUGAGCAGUGAGCUGGAGUCCAGCUCCUUCAUUGACAGUGAGGAAGAUGAGGACACCAGUAGACUGAGCAGUUCUACAGAGCAGAGCUCCUCUUCUCAUUUAAUGAGGAGGCACAAGCGCAGACGCAGGCGACAUAAAGUGCCCAAGAUUGACCGGUCGUCUUCAUUCAGCAGUAUCACAGAUUCAACCAUGAGCCUCAAUAUAAUCACAGUUACACUCAAUAUGGAGAAGUAUAACUUCCUAGGCAUUAGUAUCGUAGGGCAGAGCAAUGACCGCGGAGACGGUGGGAUCUACAUUGGCUCCAUCAUGAAAGGAGGAGCAGUAGCAGCUGAUGGGAGGAUAGAGCCAGGGGACAUGCUCCUGCAGGUGAAUGAUGUGAACUUUGAGAAUAUGAGCAAUGACGAUGCUGUCAGGAUCCUCAGGGAGAUUGUCUCUAAGACUGGCCCAAUUAGUCUCACUGUUGCCAAGUGCUGGGAUCCAUCCCCUCGCAGCUACUUCACCAUACCCAGAGCUGAACCUGUACGUCCAAUUGAUCCGGCAGCUUGGAUAUCUCACACUACAGCUCUGACAGGAACAUACCCACAGUAUGAGUUUGACGAUCUUCCACUAACGGUCGGGAAGACAGACAUGGCCACCAUCGUGAAGGUGAUGCAGCUCCCAGACUCGGGCUUAGAAAUCAGGGACAGGAUGUGGCUAAAGAUUACCAUUGCAAAUGCUGUUAUAGGUGCUGAUGUGGUGGAUUGGCUGUACUCGCGGGUUGAAGGCUUCAAGGACCGACGGGAUGCCAGAAAAUACGCCAGCAGUAUGCUGAAGCAUGGCUACCUGAGACACACUGUCAACAAAAUCACAUUUUCUGAGCAGUGUUACUACACAUUUGGAGACCUUUGCCAAAACAUGGCUUCGCUGAACUUGAACGAGGGUUCGAGUGGUGGUGGUUCAGAACAGGACACCCUGGCCCCUCUCCCUCCAUCCUCCAACCCCUGGCCCAUGGGCGGCCAGCCUUUCCCUUACCCACCUUUCUCUUCAGCACCUCCUGGCUUCCCUCCGGGCUACUCUGACCCCUGUCACAGCUUCCACAGCGGCAGUGCCGGCAGCCAGCACAGUGAGGGCAGCCGCAGCAGCAGUUCCAACCCCAGUGCCGGGAGGAGCCAGCGACCCAUGCCUCGGGAAAAAGAUCGCAAGUCGACAGGCAGUGGCGGCAGCGAAUCUGAAACAGGCACACGAGGAGGGGGUAGACGGGGCGAGCGCUCGGCCAGUCAGCUAAGCCACCGUAGCCAUGCCCACUCCGGACACAGCAACACCCACUCUCACCGAAGCCGUGUGCCCUCCCACCACAGCCGUGCCUCCUUCUCCUAUAGCCACGCAUCCUUUUCCAAGCAAGGGCGCACCUCCUGUGCACACAGUGAACGGAGCCACGCCUCCUCUUAUGGACCCCCGGGUUUGCCUCCUCCCUACAGUUUAGCCAGACUUGCACCUAAAGGGGCCAUUAACAGCGGGCCCCCAGGGGCCCCGCCAGUCCGUGAGCUAUCUUCUGUUCCCCCGGAGCUCACAGCUAGCCGACAGUCAUUUCAGCAUGCCAUGGGCAAUCCCUGCGAGUUUUUUGUGGACAUAAUGUGACCAUGGGCCAGUGCCAAAUUACAAACAAGAAAAGCAGUGCAUGGUCCAAUCAUCCUCACUCUGUUCUGCCUCCGUGUUUUUUUGGUCUGUUCCAUUAGUCUUGCUUUACGCCCACAGCAGCAAAUGUGGUUCUACUGUGAUUCAUUUAUUAUUGGGGAUUUGAUUUGAGGUUUAUAUGGGCCAUUUUAAGGAUAAUUGCACAUAAUGAGUUGAGGGCAAAUUUAAACCAAAGUCAGAGGUCAGUAGAAAUCAGUUAUUUUGUUAAGGCUUGUCAAGGCGAAAUCCAGUGAGAAUGCUCCAAGAAAAAAAUGUAUUCCUUACCACUAGAUAAUAUUCUUUAGAUAUCAGAAACAGUUCAUCAGUACCUGAAAAGCAGUUUAUAUCUGCUUUCAUUACCACCAGGAAUGUCCUCCAUUGUUGCAAGCUGCAUUCAGGCUAACAGACUUGAAGACAAUCAGGCAUCACCCUCUGCUGGUCAGAAGCUGUCACCACAUAUUUCAAAACUCGAGGGGGCAUAAAACGGUAUUUGCUGAGCACUGAAAUUAAGAAUGCUUACUCAUGCUUUCUUGCAUUAGCUGCUUUUGUUUUGCACCAAGUAUUUUUUUUAUAAUUUAACACUCAGAAGUAUUCAUGAUGCUUAAAAAUGAUAGUUGUCUGUGCAAAACUAUAAAUGGUGAAAAGUCUGUGAAAUUUAGAUUUCUGAUUAAUUGGUUUCCUCUAAUCACAGACCUCAUUGAUGUGUUAUAUCCACUGAGGCCAUCUCAAACAUUCUGUCCCUUUGGAAUUACAGGGUAGACUCAAGAACCAGCACUUAAUACAUAUAUAUUUUAAAAGUAUGUUGCUUUUCUUACAUAAGCUAUACGACACUGCUAACAGCACUGCAUACUCUCUUGCCCUUUUGUGCUAAGAAUUAUGUCAGUUCCUAUGGGGCUGGUUACCUGGUUAUAAUAAUGUCAACAAAUGGAGGAACAAUCUAUGAUGGCAAAUAAAAUGUUUGUUUUUGUCAGUGUCAAACAGAGCAGAAUUAGUGGCUAAAUGUGUGGAAGUUCUGUUCAAGUUAAGACUGAGACGUCUUUUUAUGGGUACUUUACUGUGUGCGUUUGUACCAUAUCCAGCCUCUUCAUGAAGUCAACAGCAUCUGCUCAUGAUUUAAAGCAGCAUUCUGUCAAAGUGGCACUUUUAUAAUAGCACCCUUUUUUAGUGUAAAACACUGUACAUCUUCAGGUUUGUCUUAUUUUUGUCCUGUGGAAAGACUGGGGAAAAUGUGUUGUACAUAAUUCAUUUUUACUGUAUAUAUGAGAAAUAGAAAAUUGUAUAAAAAGAUAUGUACAAAGGUUUGGGUCAUACUUUUUUGUAAAUUGAUGUAAAAUGCUAAUUUGAUUUAAUGUGAGUGUGAAUACAAAUUUCAAUUUCAUUUGAAAGCA